AUGUGGAAGGAGAAGGAUACUACCACAUUAGAACUCCUAGUAAGCAAUAUGAAUCGAAGUUAUGAAGAGAUGGAAGUUACUAGACCAGAUAUAUUCGAAAAUAUCAGUUGUCUCGGCAGGAGAAGAAGCAAGGCUUCUCAGGUCGUUAGCAAGCGAAAGCCUUGCCAAAACAUUGGAACGUGGAAUGUGAGAACUAUGCUGAAUACUGGAAAGCUGGAAAAUAUUAAAGUUGAAAUGACAAGGUUAAACAUAGAUAUAUUGGGUGUAAGUGAAACACGAUGGGCGGGAAACGGAGAUUUCUGGUCCGAUGAUUACCAUGUUAUUUACUCUGGAGGUGAAAGAACAGGAAGGGCCGGAGUUGGAGUAAUAAUAAACAAGAAAUGGGGAAAACAAGUGAUAAAUAAGAUAGCGUACAAUGACAGACUUAUAAUGGUGAAAUUCAAAGCUGAACCCAGCGAUAUCGUAAUAAUUCAAGUAUAUUUCCCAACAACUGAAGCAGAGUACAACGAUAUAGAAGAAAUGUACGCAGGACUCGAGGAACUCUGUAAAUUAACGAAAGGAAGUGACAACUUAAUAAUAAUAGGGGAUUGGAACGCUGUUGUAGGUGAAGGUGUUGAUGGGCAAGUAGUAGGAACCUAUGGAUUGGGUACAAGAAACGAAAGGGGAGACCGACUUAUAGAUUACUGCAAACAAUAUGACUUAGUCAUAACAAACACAUACCAAAACAUUCAUCGGAAAAAAAGGUAUACGUGGAAAAUGCCAGGGGACAUUGGACGAUACCAAAUCGACUAUAUAUUGAUAAGAAAACGCUUCAGAAACCAAGUUCGGAGAUGUAAAACUUACCCAGGCGCCGAUGUGGACAGCGACCAUAAUCUCUUAAUGAUGAAAAGCAAUGUUACAUAUAAAAAACUGAAUAAACCUACACAAAAGGAAAGAAGAUAUGACGUGAAUAUGCUAAAAGAUCGGAAUACAGCGUUAGCCUAUGAAUCAUGCAUCAGUAAAACAUUCAAAGCACCCUCACAAAAUGACUCAAUAAAUAUAAGAUGGGAAGCAAUCAAAGAAACUAUACAUAAUGCGGCCAAUAAAACUCUUAUAAUAAAUACGUUAGAUCCCAAAAAACCAUGGAUAAAUGAACAAAUUCUAAAAGAUAUUGAGGAAAGAAGAAAGUACAAAAACUCCAAAGACAACCAGGGAAUAAGAAAAUAUAAAGAACUUAAAAACAAAAUAAACAGAAAUGCAAAAGAAGCAAGGGAAAAAUAG
Sipha flava (yellow sugarcane aphid) is the source of this 1260-nucleotide messenger RNA. Its product is annotated as craniofacial development protein 2-like. The record is from RefSeq and is a predicted model, not a curated record. Gene Ontology annotation, biological process: chromatin remodeling. Gene Ontology annotation, cellular component: nucleus. The coding region runs from base 1 to 1260 and encodes 419 amino acids. Gene Ontology annotation, molecular function: catalytic activity. NCBI's taxonomy places the organism in Eukaryota, Metazoa, Arthropoda, Insecta, Hemiptera, Aphididae. The transcript has a single exon.